Molecule: messenger RNA, 1161 nt
Organism: Fonsecaea erecta
Lineage: Eukaryota; Fungi; Ascomycota; Eurotiomycetes; Chaetothyriales; Herpotrichiellaceae
Product: [acyl-carrier-protein] S-malonyltransferase
Exons: 1
Coding region: 1-1161 (386 amino acids)
Biological process (GO): fatty acid biosynthetic process
Cellular component (GO): mitochondrion
Molecular function (GO): [acyl-carrier-protein] S-malonyltransferase activity
Source: RefSeq, a predicted model, not a curated record
AUGUAUCGACCUCCACGAAUAGCCCUCUCGGGGGUCAAACGAGGUCUGCUCGCACUCGGGACCUCCAGGUCGUAUGCCUCAUCUUCAGAACCUGUUCUUCGAACAGCCCUCUUCUUCCCCGGUCAUGGCGUCCAGCGCAAAGGAAUGACGAGGCCCUGGAUCGAAGCUUUCCCCCGGACGUGUAAACCGUUUUUAGAAGAGAUGGAUGACAUAGUGCGUUGCAAGCUGUCCACCCUCAUCGACGAGGGCCCCAUACUGCAGCUGGACAAGACGGAAAAUGCCCAGCCUGCCAUAAUGGCCGUCUCCAUCAUGAUCUUGAAGGUCCUCGAGCAAGAGUUUGGCUUCAAGACGGAGCAAGCGAUCGACGUCACGUUGGGACAUAGCUUGGGGGAGUAUGCAGCACUGGUAGCUGCCGGGAAUCUGGAGUACGCAUAUGCUCUCGACCUGGUCCGGAGACGCGGCGACGUCAUGGGGGAAUGCACACGCAAAGCAAAAGAGGAAUCCGGGGAGGACUUCGGCAUGAUUGCCCUGGUCUGCGAGCCGGGACAGCUCGAUUCGCUUAUUGCCGCGGUCAGAGAGUUCCUGAGCCAGGGCUCUGAAGGCGCGAAGGACGACUCCAGCGCUCUCCCGGCAUUCCAGCAGAUCUCCAUUGCCAACGUCAACUCCAAGAACCAAAUCGUGCUCAGUGGCAGCUUCCAGCGGAUACGGAACUUGCUGGUCCACAUACGCGAAUUUGGCGGCCAUGACCCCCGAGCCGUGGAGUUGAAGUCGCGCUCAGCCUUCCACAGUCCGAUCAUGAUGCCGGCAUAUGAAUUCAUGAAAAAGGCCCUAACCCCCGACAAGGUGACAUUCCCUGGCCGUGUGCCUUGUAUCAGUAACGUCACUGCCAGGCCCUUCCGAUCAAAAGACGACCUCAUGCAGAACCUGGCGAGGCAAGCCGUCGACACGAUCCUCUGGUGGGAUUCGAUCAAGUAUCUGGAUCAGCAGGCUGGAUGUCGCCGGUGGCUCGGCUUAGGACCGGGAAAGGUUGGGCGCAAUCUUGUAUCGAAAGAAGUUGGGCGUUCGUCCGCCAAAGGGGGAGGUGUCUGGUCCAUCACGGAACCGCAUGAGAUUGAAGAGACCUUGCGUGAUCUGGAAGCCACCGCAAAAGAGGAAGAAUGA